UUCUAGCCACAUCAACAGGCACACUUUUUUGUACUUUCCAGUGUGGCCACACUUUUCUCUUUCUUUUCAACCUCUGUUUCGGCAAGGUACGCACGCUCCACGUGGCCUUUCUUAAUUUGUGCAACUUAAAAUUGUGUUUGCAAACCAAUCCUAGCCAUGGUGCGUAUGAACGUAUUGGCCGAUGCCCUUAAGUGCAUCAACAACGCGGAGAAGCGCGGCAAGCGCCAGGUUCUCCUCCGGCCAUGCUCGAAGGUCAUCAUCAAGUUCCUGACCGUCAUGAUGAAGCACGGCUACAUCGGCGAGUUCGAAAUUGUCGAUGAUCAUCGUUCUGGCAAGAUCGUUGUGAACCUAACUGGUCGCCUUAACAAGUGCGGCGUCAUCUCGCCCCGUUUCGAUGUCCCCAUCAAUGAUAUCGAAAAGUGGACCAACAAUCUGUUGCCUUCCCGUCAGUUUGGCUACGUUGUGCUAACCACCUCGGGCGGUAUUAUGGACCACGAGGAGGCCAGGAGAAAACAUCUUGGAGGCAAAAUCCUCGGUUUCUUCUUUUAAAUACAAAAAUUUAUAUAUUGUAAAAUGAGAGAGGACAUCGAUAAGGAGGAGCUGCUGCUGCUGCUGCGGCGGCGAGUGUGUGUGAUGGAGUUUUGCUAUGUAGCAAGUUAUUUUAUUUUGACGACCGACCCCCAAGAUCGCCACCAAUUCGUGAUACAUUCAGAGUCCAACAACAACAACAACAACUACAACAAUCCUGGCAAAAUAUGACAUCAAAAGCCAAGGAGCAGCCAAUGAAUGUUUUCACAAUAAAAAAAAAAAUGAAAAUAAAACGCGAAAUAAAAUGAUUGAUACAUACUAA
This is a messenger RNA of Drosophila ananassae, 850 nucleotides long. RefSeq names its product 40S ribosomal protein S15Aa (gene RpS15Aa). Gene Ontology annotation, cellular component: ribosome; cytosolic small ribosomal subunit. The transcript has 2 exons. Gene Ontology annotation, biological process: translation. The record is from RefSeq and is a predicted model, not a curated record. NCBI's taxonomy places the organism in Eukaryota, Metazoa, Arthropoda, Insecta, Diptera, Drosophilidae. Bases 157 to 549 code for a protein of 130 amino acids. Gene Ontology annotation, molecular function: structural constituent of ribosome.